CUUCUCAUAGUGGUAUCCCUUUUAGCCCAUCUUUCAUUCUAAUAUUUCUAUAUAUCCUCUGUUUUUUUAUUUUUUACCUUACAAAAACAAAUCAUGGAUUUACAAAAUAUUGCUCACUCACUAGAACUUGGAUUCUCCAAUAGCAAUAUUGAAAUGAUUCCUUUACAAUCACCACUCCAUAACUCCAAUUACUUAAUGACUUCUCCUCCAUCUAAUUUCUCAUUCAUGGGCAAUCCAAUUGAAGAGCCCGCCGCGAUGCCAAUACUUUCAUCCAUCGAUGAAAUUAUUGCAUCGGCUCAUGGUGAUGGAAAUGAUUACUCAUGUUUGCAGAGGAGGAAUUCUAUGGAGGCUAUGAGGGAGAUGAUUUUUCGUAUCGCGAUGAUGCAACCAAUUCACAUUGAUCCAGAAUCAGUUAAACCUCCCAAGAGGAAAAAUGUUAAGAUAUCGAAGGAUCCACAGAGUGUGGCAGCCAGGCAUCGGAGGGAACGAAUAAGCGAAAGGAUAAGGAUUUUGCAAAGACUAGUCCCUGGAGGAACUAAAAUGGAUACUGCUUCAAUGUUAGAUGAGGCUGUCCAUUAUGUUAAGUUUUUAAAGAAGCAACUUCAAUCUUUAGAGCAAGCCGCGGUUAAUAAUAGGCCGAUGAUUUCUGGAUUUUCAACAGCAGUGUCAUCACCAGGGGGGGUAAUGAAUUAUAAUUCAAGCUCUAUUAGGGCAUGCCAGCCUCAUCCAUCCAUCAACUCUAGUGCACAAAUGCUUAGUUAAAAAAAAAUGAAAUAACAUUUGUUUAAGAAUGACAAAAGUCUCAUAUAGAUGGUUAAUGAGAUGGGUAGACAAGGCUUGGACAAUUCUCCUCCCUUUGAGCUAGCUUUUGGGGUGUGAGUUAGGCCUAAGACCUAAUUUCACAAUUUCUACGCAGCGUCCUGUUCUGAUCAUUAUCAUGCUAAUGAGUAAUGACUACUUUUUGUAAAGAUUUGGUUAUAUGGUGUGUGUUACUUUAAUUUUCCACCCUCAUUCUUCAAUCCCAAAGGCUAGUCUUAGGUUUCUCAAUUUAUGCAAUGUUAACUUUGUGCAAGAACUAUGCUAAUUUUCCGUGUAUCGUUUCAAUAUCAUAAGGAAUUAGGUUUGCCUUGUGUUACAAUUUGUCUUGCGCUAGAAGCAAGGCAAAUAGUGAGCAGAGUUGGACAUUUUGGAUUUAAUAGGUGUGGGUUCUUACAGAGUUGAUGAGUAGAUUGAUUGAUAUA
Messenger RNA from Solanum pennellii, 1241 nucleotides. RefSeq names its product transcription factor HEC1. The record is from RefSeq and is a predicted model, not a curated record. Lineage: Eukaryota; Viridiplantae; Streptophyta; Magnoliopsida; Solanales; Solanaceae. The transcript has a single exon. Bases 94 to 762 code for a protein of 222 amino acids. Gene Ontology annotation, molecular function: DNA-binding transcription factor activity; protein dimerization activity. Gene Ontology annotation, biological process: regulation of DNA-templated transcription.